AAACUAAUUAAAAAUUAAAUUAAAUAGAGGAAGUAAUACCUGCGAAAGCCAGCCUUCGACACCCAAACAAAUGAAGAUUUGCCAGAGAAAUAGAACGUGGCGAUCAAAAAUUGUCAAAGCUGUCACACGGUCUCUUUGAAUUGAAACAUCAGUGUUUUCACAGGGCAUCUGUCAUCUGUGUUAGUGAGGGAGGGUAGUUAUAAUAGGAAGGAAUGGCGGAAGCAAUGGAAAUGGAUGCAAUAAAAGAUGAUGAUCUCUUCAACGCUGCAGGGGCUGGAAAUGUAGAGGCUUUCCAUGAAUUGUCAGCGGAGCAACUCAAGAGAAUUGUAUGUAUCAGGAAUGAAGACGCUCGUUCCCUCCUCCAUGUGGCGGCAGCCGCGGGCAGUCUUCAGAUUGUUCGCAUAUUAGCAGGAAUUGACCCAUCUGUAAGUGGUAUAAAUGAUGGUGAUGAGGAAGGAUGGGCUCCACUUCAUUCUGCUGUGAGCAGUGGUAGAGAUGAUAUUGUUGAAGCAUUAUUGCAAGCAGGUGCAGAUGUUUCUAUUGCAAAUAAGGGAGGACGCACUGCUCUACAUUAUGCUGCCAGCAAGGGGCGGCUUGAAAUAGCCCAUUUUCUGAUUGUCCAUGGGGCCAAAAUCAAUCAAAAGGAUAAGUUUGGUUGUACUCCAUUACAUCGGGCAGCAAGUGCAGGGCACCCACAACUGUGUGAAAUGCUGAUAGAAGAAGGUGCAGAUGUGGAUGCCACUGACAAAACUGGUCAAACACCUCUUAUGCAUGCAGUAGUCUGCAAUGACAAGCAGGUCGCUUUGCUUCUAGUGAGGCAUGGUGCAGAUGUGGAUUGUGAAGACAAUGAAGGCUAUACAGUCCUUGGUCGAGCUUCAAAUGAACUUAGGCAAACAUUGAUUGAUGCUGCCAGAGUAAUGUUAGAGGGCUAGUGACAUGCAUUUUUGUUUUUCCUUUGAAUGAUGCAAUCAGAAUUUGGACGUUCCUGCUAGGACCUUAUUUUGCCCGCAACGCAUCAAUUACAUGCUAAAAUUCUUUCAGGAUGAUUUGUUAAUUUCAUUAUCUUUAGUGUGAAUUGUUGAUAGAUAUUCGGUACUGUGUUAAAGCUAUUUACAAAACUGUUUCUUCAGUUC
Cryptomeria japonica (Japanese cedar) is the source of this 1133-nucleotide messenger RNA. RefSeq lists its product as uncharacterized. Bases 213 to 932 code for a protein of 239 amino acids. The record is from RefSeq and is a predicted model, not a curated record. The transcript is spliced from 7 exons. NCBI's taxonomy places the organism in Eukaryota, Viridiplantae, Streptophyta, Pinopsida, Cupressales, Cupressaceae. Gene Ontology annotation, molecular function: protein binding.